AUGGACUGGGAAAGUGUUAAGCUCAAACUUAGGGAGGAAUAUAGAAGGAUAAGAUUGAAUGAGGAAUAUGUGGAUGUUCUUGUGGAGAAAAAGAAGGUGAAUGAGGAAGAUUUGGAGAAGGUGAAUGUGUUGAUUGAGGAUCCGGUGAAUGAGAAUAUUGAGAAUGUGGUGGAUAAGUUGAAUGAUAAAGACAUGGAUGGGCUUGUGGAGCUGAAGGAUGAGGAUGUGGAUGAGAAGAAGAACGAGGAUGUGGAGGAGAAAAAGAAUGAGGAUGUGAUGGAGAAUGUGGUGAAUGAGGAAGUGGUGUAUGAAAUUGAUGAUGUGGAGAAGGUGGAUGUGAAUAAGGAUGUAGUGGAGAAGAAGGAAGAUAAGAGGAACAAUGAUGAUGGGAUUGAUGAUGUGGAGAAGGUGGAUGUGAAUGAGGAUGUGAUGGAGAAGAAGGAAGACAAGCAGAAGAAUGAGGAUGUGAAUGAGAAGGUGGAGGAUGUGAAUGAUAAAGACAAGGUGGUGAAUGAGAAGAAAGAUGUGAAUGAUAUUGACAAGGAAGACAAAAGAAGUUGGAGGAUGAUGUGUUUGUACAAAAUUUGGGGAAGAAGGAGGACAAGUAGAAGGCAUAACCGCCUUAGCCCGAUGUUGUCGACUGUCUACACGGUCUACAUGGAGAUGUCAUAA
Impatiens glandulifera is the source of this 672-nucleotide messenger RNA. Its product is annotated as coiled-coil domain-containing protein 1-like. The transcript is spliced from 8 exons. The coding region runs from base 1 to 672 and encodes 223 amino acids. The record is from RefSeq and is a predicted model, not a curated record. Lineage: Eukaryota; Viridiplantae; Streptophyta; Magnoliopsida; Ericales; Balsaminaceae.